Rhipicephalus sanguineus (brown dog tick) is the source of this 983-nucleotide messenger RNA. Its product is annotated as triokinase/FMN cyclase. Gene Ontology annotation, cellular component: cytosol. The record is from RefSeq and is a predicted model, not a curated record. Lineage: Eukaryota; Metazoa; Arthropoda; Arachnida; Ixodida; Ixodidae. Gene Ontology annotation, biological process: glycerol catabolic process. Gene Ontology annotation, molecular function: glycerone kinase activity.
UGACCCCCAGAUAACUGUCGCGCUCACCCGUCGAACGCUGCUUGAGUGUGAUACACGAGGAAAACGCAGCAAGGCCGCCCGCCGUCGUCUCACUUGACAACAACGUAGGCGGUGCACGAUCGGGCGGUAGUCAUCAAGGGUGCGCGUGAUUGAACAAAGAACCAUGUCCCGGAAAGGCGAGGCGGGCAUCCGCGGCUCGGCUCGGCCCAAGUUCAUCAACGCCCCGGAGACGUGCGUCGCCGACAGCCUGGCGGGCUUCGUGGCCGUCAACACGGCCGUGCGCCUGCUUCGCGACUCCGGCGCCCUCGUGCGACACGACUACGAGCAGUUGGCCGAAGAGGGAAAAGUGGCGCUACUGUCCGGCGGUGGCUCGGGGCACGAGCCGGGAUUCAGCGGCUUCAUCGGAGAGGGCUUGCUGACGGCAGCGGUAGCGGGACCCGUGUACACCUCUCCCUUCUCGGACAACAUCCUGGGCGCCAUCAGGACAGUGGGAGGAAAGAACAAGGCUGGCAUGCUGGUUUUCGUGUGCAACUACACGGGCGACCGACUGACCUUCGGCAUCGCCAUGGAGAAGGCCAUCACGGAGGGCAUCCGCGCCGAGAUGGUACUCAUCGCCGAGGACACUGCGCUUGCGCACACCCAUCCGUCCACCGGCCGGCGAGGAUUGUGCGGUUCUGUGUUCAUGAUGAAGAUUGCGGGUGCUAUGGCCGAGGAGAAGAAAAACCUUGAUGAGAUCAAGGCGUUCGUCCAGGCCAAGAAGCACAAUAUGGGUACCAUAACCGUGGCGCUCACGCCUUGCAGCCUUCCUGGCAGGGACGAGCUACUAUUCAACUUGCCAGCGGGCAAGAUGGAGCUUGGCAUGGGUGUUCACGGGGAAGCUGGGGCCCUGAGAGUUCCCAUAUUGUCCGCUGCGGAAACUGCUGAGCUUAUGAUCAACCACCUAAGCAACGAGCAGUCCAAAAAUUCCUUACACCUCAAGAAAG